Molecule: messenger RNA, 556 nt
Organism: Sipha flava (yellow sugarcane aphid)
Lineage: Eukaryota; Metazoa; Arthropoda; Insecta; Hemiptera; Aphididae
Exons: 2
Coding region: 62-556 (164 amino acids)
Source: RefSeq, a predicted model, not a curated record
UUUUGAUGAGAAUGAUGCGCUUUCCAUAAAAAAUGCUCAAAAAUAUUUUAAAAUUCCUCAAAUGAAAGGAAACUUGACUUUUAUACAUUCGAAUUUUGCAUGUCUUCCCAUAGCUAUAACGCGUCUACAAAAACAAGGUAUACUCUUAUCUGAAGGUAUUGCAAUCAUACAAGAUAUUUCAUCAAAGUUUAGUCAAUUAACAGGUACCGCUGGAAUUGAUAUUAAUAAAAAAUUACAAACAGUUCUCAACAAAAACAAAGGAUUUCAAAUUUUUUGUAAUAUUUCAAAAAUAUUAACUGGCGAAGAAGAGAAUGUAGGUGAUUUGGAUAUACCAGAAGAUUUAACCAGUAGCGACAUGGCGUAUUUUAAGUUUGCACCAAUAACAUCCGCAGAUGUAGAACGAUCGUUUUCUUUAUAUAAGAAUAUAUUGGCACCAAACAGGAGGUCUUUCAAGUUUGAAAAUCUCAAAAAAUCAUUAAUCGUACAAUGCAAUAAUUACUUUAGAGAUGCCGUAAAUGACGAUGAUGAAGAUCGCAAUCAAUUUAAAUUUAUAUAA